Messenger RNA from Dendroctonus ponderosae (mountain pine beetle), 496 nucleotides. RefSeq lists its product as uncharacterized. The transcript has 2 exons. Lineage: Eukaryota; Metazoa; Arthropoda; Insecta; Coleoptera; Curculionidae. The record is from RefSeq and is a predicted model, not a curated record. Bases 18 to 467 code for a protein of 149 amino acids.
CACCCAUUUUGCAUAGAAUGCGACCACUCCACCCCGUUCACCCUGCCAGUUCAGAUGAAGAUUUUGAGGGCCCCAAAUGUUUUAAACCGUUUCAGCUGGUGCUGGCGCGCAAAUCCAAGUUCCAACUUUGGCCGGCCGCUAUAGUGGGCGACGCCACCCUGGUGCCGGGCUUCAAGGUCUACUUUUUCCGCAGCCAGGACGUUAUGGAUCUGCCCAGGGCGCACAUUCUGAUGUUCUUCGAGAACCUUUUGGAGCGCGACGUGAGCUUCCGGCUCAACAACGGCUGGAAGAAGGGCGUUCUGAAGCAAUUCCAAAUGGACGACAAGGCUUUCAUUCCGGAGUUUUGCGUGGAGACGCGCAAAGGCCUGCAGCACACAGUGCCUUUCUUUGAUCUGUUCCUUACCACUAAGCAGGCCGAUUUAGUGUUGCCUGAAGUUGUGUCGCAGACUUCCAUAAUCUCCUGGUAAUUGCAAGUAAAUUCGGCUGAUAAAUCGAA